This is a messenger RNA of Pseudogymnoascus destructans, 2390 nucleotides long. RefSeq lists its product as uncharacterized. Gene Ontology annotation, molecular function: iron-sulfur cluster binding; electron-transferring-flavoprotein dehydrogenase activity. Lineage: Eukaryota; Fungi; Ascomycota; Leotiomycetes; Thelebolales; Thelebolaceae. The coding region runs from base 492 to 2390 and encodes 632 amino acids. The transcript is spliced from 3 exons. Gene Ontology annotation, biological process: electron transport chain. The record is from RefSeq and is a predicted model, not a curated record. Gene Ontology annotation, cellular component: mitochondrial inner membrane.
CAAAUAACAGAAAACCUCAAUUACCAUACAAUCCCGCCCUGUCAAUCCCCUACAAUAACCUGCAACGGCAGAAGGGGACUGGGGGACUGGGGGACUGAAGAACACUGGAUAUAACGCUUUGAAUCGGCGCGGCGCUUAUUGGCCACACGGCACGUAUCGGGCUCGCCCUGCCCCACCACGGUAGAAACGCAUUUACCAGCACCCGCAACAGCUCUUGCAAGGCCGAUUGGAGCUCGGCCCACGACACCGAGCGCCGAGAGGAGUGCGAGGUGAAAAGCCAGCUGGUGCUCGUCAUCCAUACUCACUCACUUACUUGCGCACUUUCACUUUCACUUCCCUUUUCUACAAUUGCAAGUGGUUACACGGAUAUACGGAAAGGAAGAGAAAGAAGAGAAAGAUAUAAAGGAACUGGGGACAUUGCAAUUGUAUGGGUAACUAGGGCGCGAAAAGAGCUUGAUUCCCAUUGCGAUUUUGUGUGACUCGAUACCAAGAUGAAGACAGCAACUUCCAUGCGCCCCCUCCUCGCCGCCGCGCGCAGCGGCAGCGCCCCGAGGAGCGUACGCGCAGCAUCUACCAUCGCUGGUGCGAGGAGGGGAAUCACAGCUACGGCAGGUGCGAGGAGGACGGCUGUUGCGCCGCUGAGGGCGGCGGUUGGAGGUCCGCAGACCAGGGCUUUCUCGGCGGGCCAGAGGAGGCAGGAGGAGGCGUUUGAUCCGACGAUGGUGGAGAGGGAGAGUGAUGAGGUGGAUGUUUGUAUUGUUGGUGGUGGCCCAGCAGGACUCGCCUCCGCCAUCCGCCUCAAACAACUCGCGACCGCAGCAGGCAACGACGACUUCCGCGUCGUCGUCCUCGAAAAAGCCAGCGAGAUCGGCGCCCACAUCCUCUCCGGCGCCGUGCUGGAACCGCGCGCAAUCGAAGAACUCAUCCCAAACUGGCUGGACGAGGCGAACCCAGAUCGUUUCGACGGCAUCACGCCCGCCGCCGGCGAUAUAAUGCGGUUCUUGACGAAAAAGAUGGCCCUCCCGAUCCCGGCGCCGCCGCAGAUGCAUAAUAAGGGCAAUUAUAUCGUUUCCCUGAACCAGUUUACGAAGUGGUUGGGGGAGAGGGCUGAGGAGGCGGGGGUGGAGGUUUAUCCGGGGUUUGCGGGCGCGGAGGUGCUGUAUCGCCCCGAUGGAUCAGUAAAGGGUGUUGCGACGGGGGACCAGGGGAUUGCGAGGGAUGGGAGUAGGAAGGGUGGGUUUGAGAGGGGCAUGGAGUUCCAUGCUCGCGCGACGCUUUUCGCUGAGGGAUGCCAUGGUAGCUUGACGAAGGGAGUUAUCAAGAAGUUCGAUCUCCGCCGCGAGAGCGAGGCGCAGACGUACGGGCUGGGUAUCAAAGAGGUCUGGGAGAUCGCGCCGGAGAAGUUCAACAAGGGAAGUAUUACGCAUUCCCUCGGGUAUCCGUUACCGGCGGAUACGUAUGGAGGGGGGUGGAUGUACCAUUUCGGUGACAACCUCGUCAGCAUCGGACUCGUCGUCGGCCUCGACUACCCGAAUCCCUGGCUCUCACCCUACCAGGAGUUCCAGAAGAUGAAAGAUCACCUGCUCUACCGCUCCGUGCUCGAGGGGGGGAAAUGCAUAUCCUACGGCGCCCGCGCCCUCGUCGAGGGAGGCUUCCAAUCCAUCCCCAAGGUCGCAUUCCCCGGCGGCGCAUUGGUGGGAGAUACUGCGGGAUUCAUGAACGUCCCCAAGAUCAAGGGCACGCAUACAGCCAUGAAGAGCGGCAUGCUCGCCGCCGAAGCCGCGUACGAAGCGCUCACCGCUACGCAGGAGGGGACCGUCUUCCUCUACGACUAUGAGGAGAAACUGCGCCAGUCGUGGGUAUGGAGCGAGUUGAAAUCCGUGCGUAACAUGCGCCCGUCCUUCCACGGGCCGCUGAAAUUAUACGGCGGCAUCGCAUACUCCGGCCUCGAAGCCUUCGUCCUCAAGGGCCGUGUUCCCUGGACCCUGUCCCACGGCAGCAAGACGGAUGCGCAGGCGACAAAGGGGGCGGAUCAGUGCGAGAAGAUCGUGUAUGAGAAGCCGGAUGGGGAGGUGACGUUUGAUAUUCUGACGAGUGUGGCGAGGACGGGGACGGAUCAUGAGGAGGAUCAGCCGGUGCAUUUGCAGGUGAAGGACUGGAAGAAGCAUACUAGGAGUAUGUGGCCGAGGUUUAAGGGGGUGGAGAAUAGGUUUUGUCCGGCGGGGGUGUAUGAGUAUAUUGAGGAUGGGGGGGAGGAGGAGGGGGUGAGGUUUCAGAUUAAUGCGCAGAACUGCAUUCACUGCAAGACUUGCGAUAUUAAGGUCCCGGAUCAGGAUAUCAACUGGACGGUGCCAGAGGGCGGUGGAGGACCAAAGUAUUACAUGACCUAG